AUGAAUAUGCAACAUUCAUGUGUUCAACUAACAGAUUUACCGGAUGAGUUGCUUAUAAUGAUAUUUAAGAAAUUAAAUAAUAUGCAAGUACUUCAUUCUUUGAUGGGUGCUAAUAUGCGACUCAAUGAAAUUAUACGUGAUCAAACUUUUACUGAUCGUUUAACAUUUGUAAAAUGGUCAUUUAAUAAAUUUUUCUAUCCACUAUCUGAUACAACACUUGAUCGAUUUUGUCAACAAAUAUUGCCUCAAAUUCAUCAUCAUGUCAAAUGGCUUGACGUUGAACCAUUAUCUAUGAAACGCAUUCUCCUUGCUGGCGAAUAUCCAAAUUUAUAUGGACUUAGUAUUUACAAUAUUGAAGAAGAGAUAAUUCAAUAUUUCUUUAAUGGUAAGAAAUUCAAAUUCAGUUGUCGUAAUCUAAUUUAA
Messenger RNA from Rotaria sp. Silwood1, 423 nucleotides. Lineage: Eukaryota; Metazoa; Rotifera; Eurotatoria; Philodinida; Philodinidae. The record is from the annotation of a GenBank genome assembly.